This is a messenger RNA of Heterobilharzia americana, 5468 nucleotides long. The record is from the annotation of a GenBank genome assembly. Lineage: Eukaryota; Metazoa; Platyhelminthes; Trematoda; Strigeidida; Schistosomatidae.
AUUCUGGCGUGUCACAGCGUGUUUCACACUGGAUUUUUAAAACAACCGGAGUCAAGGUCUACAUAUAACCCAAAUAGGAAUUGUAAUAUUCGGGUCAAUAGCUUAAACAAUCGUGUAGACUAUCGGGUUAACUAUUGACCAAUAGGCCUUAUCAUGACAGUCACAACCCAAUUUCAACCAAUCACAAUCGAGUAUGUGCAGUCUGAGCUGUUGUGAUAUCAAAUGAACAAUGAAGACACACGUAGGUGUAGGCUUUUAUUUGAGCUAGGGGAGAAGGUCAGAUCUCUUAACUGACAAAUAAGAAUUUAGAGUCUAGUUAAAUGUUGUGCUAUUGUCUCUUUGCCUGUUUAUUUGUUCUUGUGCAUGCAUGCCUUGUAAAUAAAUAAAUGUAUGUAUGCAUAUGAUUGAUUAUCAUCUGUCUGUUACAUGUGUACAUGCGAUUGGGACAACCAUUUCAGCCUGUGAGAAUUAUUGUCCUGGUUAAAAAUUUUUGUGGGCGUUCAAUCUGUGGUGGUUUUGCUUUCGAUUCCACAACGACGUUAUUGCCCUCGCUCAAAAAAUCAAUCAAUCUCAGGAGAUAUCACUACAUUGCUAUUUUAUUGUCUGAUUAUUGUUAUUACAGUGAAGAGGAUUAAACUAUCAACACCAAUCAUACAAUGAUGAUGAUGAUGUUGGACCAUUCUGCUGAACAUCACAAUGGCCUAGAUCCCAAACCGGAUCCAGAUAUUGGGAUAGUUAACUCUAAUAUACUAUGUGAAUCCAGGCGACCAAAUUCUUCGAAUAUACCCAAAGUGAAUGGAGAUUUCACGCAUGCAUUUCAUUCCUCUUCCCCAACUUAUGUUUAUCCACUCGAUCGGCAUUCCGCUCCAGCCUCUACAAAUAAGUCAAUUUCUCGUCAAAUAACUCCUAAUGAUUCUUGUAAUGAAAGUACAUUACGUUUGAAUGAUCUUGGGGAGUUUCGGUGUAGGGUUACGCAUGCACAAAUCACAAUCAACUGAAGCAAUACGAGAUCGUAAAUUGUUUGUCGGUAUGCUAGGAAAGCAUCAAACAGAAGAGGAAGUACAAAAUAUGUUUGCCCCAUAUGGAUUAAUUGAAGAGUGUACAAUACUACGUGAUCAGAGUGGAAUGAGUAAAGGCUGUGCUUUUGUCAAAUUCUCAUCGAGUAUAGAGGCAGCAAACGCUAUUGAUCAUCUUCACAACAGUCAAACUAUGCAGGGAGCCUCUUCUCCGCUGGUUGUGAAAUUUGCUGAUACUGAGAAAGAACGUCUAGUUCGACGACAACAUCAGCAACACAGUGCAGGGAAUGGAUCAUGUUCUCCAGCGUCUGGACAUACUGCUAACAGCUUGAAUAUAGGCAUAACUAAUGGUCAUUUGAACGGAACACCGCAUGCACCACCAGUGCAACAGUUUACGCAGCAAUCUCUUCGUCCUUCAGUUACUAGUUUUACUGAAGCGUCUAAUAUGGCGGCAGCAGCUGCUGCAGCUAAUGCAUUUCAACAGUCACUUGCUGCUGCAGCUUCUGUUACUCCCGGCUAUUCUUUACAGUUUCCAACAUCUCAACUUACAUCCGGUUUAAUUCCUUCCGCUUCAUCGAAUGCCAGCCCAGUUCCAAAUGGCUUACAGAAUUCGUCUGUCCAACCUUCACACCAUCAGCAACAGCAGCAACAACAAGGUCAAGUAACUCAACAGGCAGCCUCUGCUUACUUUAAUCCCAUGGCUGCUGCAUUUAUGGCAGCUGCAAUGCAGUAUGCCAACCCACAGUUUUCUGGAAUGAAUCCGUUAACAGAGAGUCAGGUGAAUCGUCCAACUUCUAUCCCUCUACACUUGAAUACUAUUGUUAGCCAUCCAUCGAUUGGUGUUAGUCAUCACAAUCCACUUACUGGAGCCAGUCAAACAGUACAGAAUCCGCUGGCAUCUUUGACUAACAGUUGCCCAGCUGCUGCACUUCAUAACAAUGCAUUACCUCAUUUAGGUUCACUGUUCCCGUUGACAGACAUUACUCUUCUAUCUCCGGCGACUUUGGCUGCACUCACACAAGUCGCCAAUGGGACUGUUGGUGGAACCUUUUUACCGGAAAGUACAACUGCAGGUGGUGUUUCCAUUGGUUGUAAUGGUAACGAAUUCAACAAUGCUAUUGGUUCUGGAUUACUUGUUUCAGCAUCACCAUCUACAAUAUCACCUUCAAGUUUUGCCAGCAUUGGUAAUGGGACUCAAGGUCAACCAAUCCCUGUUGCUUCAUCCACAGGAGCUGCUAAUAUUCUAGUUACAUCACCAGGAAUGAUUACUUCAGUUACAUCUACACCUUCUACUGUUAGCCCAUCUAUUUUAUCCUCGGGGUUGACGAAUGAUCCUGCAAGUCUGUAUGCAGCUGCAGUUGCUCUGCAGAACUCAGCGGCAGCAGCAGCAGCAGCCGCAGGUCACACGAAUCCAAAUCCAUUACAAUUUCCUCAACUACAUCCAUCUUUUGCUGCUGCUGCCGCCCAAUCAUUAACACCAUCUCCAGGUUUGGCACAUGGAACCAGUGCUGCACUGAACUCCUAUCUAACAGAAAAUGCAGCAGCAUUACAUGCUGCAGCACUUGCUGCUGCCGCUUCAGGACAGUCGUUUGUUAACGAUCCUAUGCAUCAGUUGUAUGCUGGUCUUCAAGCUUAUGGCUUAGCUUAUCCUGCUGCAGGGGCCACAUAUACCCCCUUUCCUAACUUGCAUCAUCAAGCAUUAUCUAUGCCUGUUCAGCAGAAAGAAGGCACCAGGGAAUUGAUAUUGACAGGUCCUGAAGGAUGCAAUUUAUUUAUUUACCAUCUACCACAAGAGUUUGGAGAUAAUGAAUUAGCUCAAAUGUUUAUGCCGUUUGGUACAGUGAUUAGUGCUAAAGUGUAUGUUGAUCGAGCGACAAAUCAAAGCAAAUGUUUUGGUUUUGUCAGUUUUGAUAAUCAUACCAGUGCUCAGACUGCAAUUCAAGCGAUGAACGGUUUUCAAAUCGGUAUGAAACGGUUGAAAGUUCAGUUGAAACGACCUAAAGGUGGUAACAACACAUCAUCAACUUCAUCAUCGAACGCCGCAAAAUCUUCGGGUGACGUGCAUACAGGACAAGCACAAGAGGCGGAGCUGACUCUUCCACCUCAGGAUACUUUAUACUCUGAGAUAGUCGUAAACCCUACUGAAACAGUCUCUGUGGCUCCGGUACCUGCUGUAUGAUGUGAACGGGAGAGGCGGUAUGUAUUAGCUACCGCCAUCAACAACAAUACCAAUCUCUUACUACUCAUACUCAGAUUAUAUUCUCAUCUCUGUUUCAUCAUGCUUGGCUUGCAGCGCUAUUCUUCCAACCUUUGAUUUCUCGUUCACUCCUUCCAUACUUCAUUUCAUCAUCUUUUUCGUUCUUUCUUUCUGAAGAUAGGCAUUCAUUAGUUCUUCGUGAGAAGUUAAAUUUUCUUUUCUUUCAAGAAACUAGACAUUUUGACAAUAAAUUAACAAAACAUGCAAGCCUAUAUUGACAGUGUACUGCUUUCUUUAUUAUACAAAAACAAACAAACAACAAUCCAUCUACUUAUGAUGAACUGAACUGAUAUUAUAAUGUUGAUAGUAAUGAAAAGAAUACUGAAAAAUUCCAUCUACACAUUGGUAUAUAAUAAAGUAGUCGAUUGUUAUGAUGAUUGCUAGUAUAUUCUACAGAUCCACCACCCUAUGUAUUGUUGGCCUCUUGACAUGAUACAGUACUCUCUUUCCUUGUCUAUGUCUUCUUCCAGUUUGUGUUCUUGUCAUCUCUGGUCCGUUCUCCCUCACCCCUUUCUUCCAUAUAGUCAACCAACCUUCCUAGAAACGAUUGAAUAAGCUGCUGUAUUUGGGUCAUUUCUGGUAUUCUCCACCUUUUUUUUCCGUCCUCCCUCACUUCUCUACUCAUUACAAUCCCCAUCAUCCCCAUUGUUUUGUUUACUUUUUUUUCCUACUGACUAUUAUGCAUCUGCAAACAGACGCAGCAACAUUGACCACUCCCAUGUUUCGUAACGAAUUGAUCGAUUGGUGUAUCGGGUUGGUUUCCCUUUUCUCUGUUUACCUAGAACACAUGUCAUUCUACUGUUAUCCUUUUAUGAAACACACACACACAGAGUUUACUUCGGCGUUGGUUCCUCUAGGCGUUAGCUGCCUCGAUAUAUUUUCUCACCACUAAUCUGUUUUUAUUCAAAGAUUACUUACUUCUCAGCGCGCAUGCAUAACACACUCAGUGUCAUUCAUUGUGCUAACAAAAUCAUUCCUUCUUUGGUUAGAGUAUGAAAACAAUUCCUCUCUUAUGUUACAAUGUGCAUUUUUUUUGCGGGACUACUUCAUGGUAUUAUAAGGCAUAUAUAUUCCACACAUUGAUUGUUACUACUUACAAUUAUUAUGAGUAGUUUGAUUAUUAAUACAGAUUUUUCCUCUACCUAUGAAAUUCUUAACUUUUUUUGUGACCACUUUGGUUACUUACUUAAUGUCAUUACACAUUCCUUUAACUAUCGGGAAGUUAAUUAAAAAGACAAACGGAUAUAGUCAUAGCAAUCGAGUCACCUUUGUUUUUCCUACACAGACACAAUUAUUAUUAUUCCUAUUUUUCUAUCGAUUGGUAAACACAUAUUUUCGUCCAUCUCUCAUUGCGUUUAUCUGUCUCUUUUCAUCAUAUGAGGCUUUUUUUGAAAUGCGUUUUGUUCACCUUCCGUUUCGAUGAGAAGAUGAAAAGAAAGCUGAACAGAGACUAAUAGAUGAAUGCAUUUAAUCUUGUAUGGAAUGUGUUCUGUCUUGUAAAUCGGUCAGAUUUUCCAUCUGUUUGACUUACAUUUGUCUUUUGUUAUCUGAAUCAGUGUGUUGAUGCGUUUAAUGACUGCGAUCUACAGUUGCUACUUUUUUUUAUGGAAUGAUGGAUGUGCGCCUAUUCUAUCCGAUGAAUGACAGGCAAUUAAUUCUAAUUACACAUAUGUUUUAUGGUUGAAAUAAAGAAGAAACAAGGUGAACAAUCUCCUUUUUUUCUAUGAUGCCUAUGCUCUUCUCUUUUGUUUAAUAAUCCAUAUAUAACUGCUAUUUUUGAUUCAAUGACCAAGUUGUGUGUGUUAUCCAGUUAUCUACCUACCUAAUGAUGACGAUUAUGUAGUCAAGGAAUGUUUGCCCUCUGUUUCUCUCACUUUGUAGUUCCGAAAGCAAUUGUUCUAAACACUCAUGCACGCACGCACAUACACCGACACAAAUACACUCUGAGUAUCACGUUCGGGAAAACCUUUCGUGAUAAUGAUAAUAAUAAUACUAAUAAAUUCUUUACAAUGAAGUGUUGGCGAUUUUCACUCAAAAGUUAGAGGGUGAUGUUCUCCGGAAUGGAUCCCCACCUUGUAUUGUUAUCAAGUACUUACAGGAUUUCAAGGUAAAACUUGGAAUUGGUUAUCCUCCAGUGAGCAAUCCAGUCCUACAGGAGAUCAGUCGCGGUGCGAAUAGCCCAGUACUAACGCUGC